UUGCCGGUACGAACUACGAAUCCGUAUCUAGUCGAGCCGCGUAAGUCGCCUGGGUAACAGUGCAGUAUUGUUGUGUGCCGCGUAAUUUUAUAUCCAAGUAUACAAUAUAAAUAUUGUUAUUUUCUAUCCUUUAUGGAAAUGUGCGUAGUAUGUAUGUUUAAGAGAAUCGUGAUGUUAUAUACUCUCAAGAUUAUUAAAUCGAUAGCGACAUAAUGGGAUUUAAAUUAACAUGGAAAUUUAUCUUUUCAUUUAAAAAACAAUUUUUCAAAAAGUAAAAACACACACAAACAAUUAAGUGUCCAGUAAACUGUCUAUAGAUUUAUUGUUACCAACUUAUUAAAAACUAUUGAUUAUAGUUCACUUGAAGUUAUUGUAAUUGUUAGCAGUGAUUCGUUAAAACGAUAUAAAGAGAAAGGUGCGCUGUUAAAAAUAUUAAUCUGAAUCAUAGAAUUCAAAAAUCAGUAAGGUAUCUUUUUUAAAAAUGUAAGAUACAAAACCUAAAGGUCAAUUUGUCUGAACAGGCAUAUUCCUUAUUAAAUAAUUGAACUAGUUUACCAAUUAAAUUUCUGUCAAGUAACCUGGAUAGUAUAAAUUGUUUUAAUUGAAUCAGAUUAAAAAACAGAUGCCUAUUUUUACAAGUAAAGAAUAAUAAUAAUCGAAAAAAGCAGUUUAAAAUUUGCAUCGCUUGCAUCGAAGGCCUUGUCUCUGAGCUUUGACGCUCGGAGUAACAGUACUUCCGUUGCCGUGGUUGCUUGGAAUAAGCCACUCUCCUCCAUAGAACGGGACCGAUACUCAACAAGAGUCUGUCGCGCUGUCCGCUCCUACGCCUUGUCUUACUGUCCCGAUUAUUUUUCUCUCAUGUAUGUUUAUGCUACCCGUAAUAAAACCAUCGCUUGUACCUCAUCUUCCUUUCUGUCUUAAAAGCAGUCUGGCCAGUCGUGUAUAGAUUGGCUCGAUGGUAAAUUUACAGUCUACUUUAGAUGGAAAUCACUCAAAGUUUUAAAUCAACUGGAUGUGUGUUGGUGAAGGAACACAAAGAGUUUAUACUCCGAGUGUAAACAAGACCAUAAUGCAGCUAGAGCAGCUUGACUUCACACCUGUCGAUAAUAAAAACUAGUAUUCUGAGCUAGCUUUUAUAAUAUUAAAAGCUAUUAAAAAACACAAAAGAAAAUAAGUUUUCCACCUGCGUUUUUAACUUUGGAUAAUCAAGCAUGCAUAGUUGAUAGGGAAUCUCUAAAACUAGAAAAAAAACCAUAAAAGUUAAAAGUUCAAGAAUACGACUUUAUUUUAUGUGCGUUUGGUACCACCAUGAAUUUUAAUGUAAGGUGUUGUGGUAAAAAAAUUAUUAUAGUAUCGAAUAAGUUUAUAAUUACUUAGAUAUUUUAGUGUUAAUAUAAAAUAGUUUUUAAGUGAUUGCAUAAAAUAGAAACAGAAUUAAUUAUUUAAGUGAAUUUAAGUAUUAGCAUUAUUGGAUUAACAAAAUGAAGACUACACAAAGGACAUUUAGUUUCGAUGAAACAUCGAUGGAUACUCCAAUGACUCGAUUAUCUGGAGGUGAUCUUAAAUCUUAUGAUAAAGAAAUUAACAUUGAAGUUGAAGUCACUACCUUAGAAGAAGCUAAAUUAAUCAUAGCAGCUUUAAGGACUCGACAAAGGUCACAGACACAUCAAAUGCUUGCAUGGAGAAGAACGCUUAAAUUACAAGAAGAAAUGGUGAUUCGAUUAACAAGAGAAAAAGCUGAACAAUUGAGGACUUUGUCAUCACAAUUAUUUUUAUUUGAAUCAAGACUUUGUAGAAAACAAAAGGAAAUCGAAGCCAGCUUAACUCAAAGAGAAGCUAUUAUUUUGAAACAACAACGGGUGAUAAGACAACUUCAAAAUAGACUGGCAGAAAAAAGUUUAGGGACAAGGGAGUCUCCACCUUGCGAUGCUUUAGAUAGAUUAGACAGUCUUGGUGAUAGUGAUAGUGCUGUCGUUCUCGAAGAAACUGGAUAUGAUCCUGUACCUCCAAGAUUUCGAUCUAAUAUAACUGAUGUAACUGUGAUUCGUUCUGUAUCCGAUGCAGUAGAGCCUUCGAAUAAAUAUUCAUCGAUGAGAAGAAGUAAUGGUUUCUUAAGAAGACCUGAAGUUCUUGAAACGGUUUAUUCUGUUGAAGAAGAUGUUGAUGAUAUUAAUCAAGAACCUUGUGAGUCAACGGAAAAUUCAGAAAAUGAAGAAAAAAAAGAAAAAAGUUUGAGACAAGGCAGUGGUAGAUUACAAGACAUUUAUGGGAGCUUUGAACGACUUACACAAGACGAUUCACCAUCUAAUGAAAGGCCUAAAGAUGAAAAUCCCGGUCAACAAGCUCAGGUAACUUACAACAGGGUUAUGAGUAAUCACCGAUCAGUUACAAAACCGAAAGAUGUUAAAUACAAAAGAAUCAAUAAGGCUAAAUCAAAAAGUCUUGAAGAACUGCGUGGAAAACUUAGAAAUUGGGUCGAAAAAGGAAAUAAAAUAGCUAUAUCAUUAGACCAAUCGUAUGCCUAAAUAUGAUAAAAAAUUUUAUAGCCUGUAAAAAAAAGUAAACGCUUAUGACUGAUUGAAAUAUAGUUUUUUAAAAAUUUCUUCUACAAUAUUACUCGAAUUUUGUAUUGAGAAAAAAAGGUAUUAUCGUGAUUUUAAACGAUAAUCGAUGACAAAAAUUCAUCAAACAUUAUGGUAAUAAUAUGAUAUAUUGAAUUAUUUAAAUUCGCAUAAAAGAAAAUAUUAACUAUUGUAUUACUUGAUAAUACUAAAUUAUUUUCACAUUCAUAAUAAUUAAAUUAUUAAAAUUUGUGCCAAAGUAUUUACACAAGCUUAUGAAAUAAAUCUCUUCUGUCAGUUAUAUAAUAUAAUAAUAUAAAUGAGACUAUAAUUUAAGAGAACAUAAUGCUUGUUUAAAAUUAAUUUAUUACAUAAUAGUUUCGAAAGUUUAAUUAUCAAAUGCCAAAAUUUUUAUGUAUGAUUUUUUUUAUCAUAUUUAUAAUUACUCAUUUUUUAUUAAUUGAAUGUUGUCUAAAAUACUUACUUGAGACUUAAACAAAAAUAAUAAUGACAUCGAGUACUGGCGAUAUCUAUAAACUUAUUAGAUACUUUUAAGCAGUACAAGAUAAAUUAUAUUUGUAUUAUCAGAAGUUUUAUGAGAAAAAUCAUAACUUUUCUGCAACUUGAAAUUAUAUAUUAUUAAAUAUGAGUGAUAUGAUUUUAAUUAAAAAAUUAGUGAUUAUGAUUAUGAUACAAUGAUAACAUUUCAUAAUCUGGUCGUAAGUUUAAUUCACGGUUCAUGUAUAAUAAAUAUACACAGAUGAAAAAGACUAAUGUAAAAAUGUAUUAAAUGUGGCCAAAUUUAAGGCUUAUAUGAAAGAUCUCUCACCUAAUUUGAUUUAUUUAAGCAUGUACAUUACUACUUACAUGUAACUUAUAACAAGUAUCCAUUAGGGUGUAUCAAUGUACAGCAAAAUUUUUAAUAUUGCUAGUAGAAAAGUCAGUAAUAUAUAUAUAUUUUUUUACAAAGGUGGUAUUUAACAUAUUAUACUGCCAAUUUUAAUACCCUGGUGGUCCUAAUAUUACGGUAGAAUUACCGUAUAUAACGGUACUAGGUUAAUAAACCGUAACCGAUCGUAAUCUUACCGCAAUUUUCCGUAAUCCUACCGUAGAAUGACUGUACGAAUACGAUAAAUUUCCGGUAGAACUAUGAUAAAAAUACGGUAACUAUUUGUGCAACCAUCAAUAGCAAAGUUCUGGUUCUUGAUUAAAAUCUCUAUUAGAAAUAUGUUGUCAUCGAAUCGUGAUUUUAUAGUAAAUUUGCCGUAAGUUAAUUAAUAUUAGGGCCACCAGGAGAAAUUGUACCGUAACUUUACGGUAAGUCUACUUUUAAAUACGGAACAACUAUCAAUUAAGCUUUAGAUAGUUACGGUAGCGUUAUCGUAAAUGCUUAGAGUAGAUUUACCUGAUUUUUUGCGGUAAUUUUACCGUAGUAUUGCGGCAGAAGACAGUAAUGUCGCGGUAAGUUUACCGUAGAAUUACAGUACAUUGCCGUAAAACGAUGAUAAUUAUACGGUAGAUUUACCGUAAGUUAUGGUAACCUACCGUAAUAUUAGAUGCGCCAGGGUAACUCAGAGAAAAUUAAAAAUUUUCAUGAAACAGUUUUACAAGCUUUAAAAUUUAUGCCAAAAACUUUAUUGAGUAAGUUAGUAUGCCUAAUGAUUUUUGCAUUUCAACGUUUGGAAAUUAAUUUUGUAUUAGAAUACUAAUGAAAUCAUUUGAUAUCGUAGAAGUUUAUACAUCACUUUAAAAUCCAAAUGAUAAUUUUGUACAAAAUAAAAUAGCUUAUAAAAUAUUUUUGAUAAUCAAUAUCGACAAACUCGAUAUUUAACAAGCUUCGUACAUUCCAAUUUAUUGAGUGAAAGAACGUAUCUUUUCAAUACUGCUUUAACCCUUCGUUGGUCGCGCUAUGAGCGAAUCGCCGCCUAACAACUACUCAACCUAUAGAGACUCGCUACAGUGCGAGCGAGAAACUAAAAAAGACGCGACUAACGAAGGGUUAAAGUAACAUUGAGUUUAAAUGUCAUCAAAAUAUUAUAUUUGAAUUGCUUAAAUAUAAACUAAAUAUAAUAUGUAAUAUAAAAUAUGGUAGAUGUUUUUCGAAUUAAAAUUUGUUUUUUAAUAUUAAAAAUUUUGCCAUUAAUGAUUCACCUUAGUGUUUAAGUGUACAACGUAUGACAACAUUUAAAUCGGAGAAAUGAUACCUAUGUAAAAAAUAAACAUAUACAGUUUGUCAAUUAAUGUAAGUUUAAUUGUAAUAUAAGUAUGUAUAAAAAAAACUACAUGUAGUAUUUAAAACAAUAUGUGCUCUAAUAUGCCUAGGGCUGAAAAAAAUAUAUAUAUAAUUAUUUUCAUGCUCUGUAGCAAAUGCUUAGACUGCUAUUCGCAUUUUAAUUAUUAAUUUAUAGAACGUCAAUAAAUUAUCAAUCAAAUUAAAAACAUUAAUUAUGAUUUU
Microplitis mediator is the source of this 5016-nucleotide messenger RNA. RefSeq lists its product as uncharacterized. Bases 1482 to 2525 code for a protein of 347 amino acids. The record is from RefSeq and is a predicted model, not a curated record. The transcript has 5 exons. Lineage: Eukaryota; Metazoa; Arthropoda; Insecta; Hymenoptera; Braconidae.